CUACAUCCCGUUCCCUCUCCCCUUCCUAUCAUGAAGCCCGGAGAGCCGCGCUGGACCAGGCUUCUCAGGCCCUCGAUACUUUGGAGCCGACCUCGAGCAGAGCCCAGCUCGCUUGUGUUCGGCUUGCUUAGAUCCCCACCACUCUCCGCUCCCAUUUCGUUUCUUCCCUUCCUCUCCGCCGGCCAAACCCUAAACGAAUGAUCCCUUCAUCCAUGGAGCUCCUUCGCUCCCACCUCUCUAAGGUCCGAAUUCCCGAGCCCACCAACCGCAUCUCCAAGCAGGAAUGCUGCAUCUCCUUUGACACCCCGAGGUCGGAGGGGGGCUUGUACGUGGAUUUGAGCUCGUUUCUUGCGUUCGGGAAAGAGUACGUGGGCUGGAACUACGAGAAGACGGGGAAUCCGGUCUUCCUCCACAUCCAGCAGAGGAGGAAGCCCGUCACUGAGGACCGGCCCGUCAAGAAACCCACCCUUCUCGCCAUCGGUGUGGAGGGAGGAUUUGAUGAUCGAGAACCUGAGUAUGAAGAAACUCUUGAUAUAGUCAUAUUACCUGAGCAUGUCACUAUCCCAUUUCCAUCUGUUGAGCUGCCAGAAAAGGUUAGGAUUGCUGUUGAUGCCAUUUUAAUUUCUGAAGGUGCUGAACGCAAAGAACAAUUAGCAUCUUGGACUGCUGAGAAAAAGAAAGUCAGUGCCUAUGCCAUGAACCUGCAACAGAUUAACAAUGGCAUUGUUGUUCCUCCAUCUGGGUGGAAAUGCAGCAAAUGUGACAAGACUGAUAACCUCUGGCUGAACUUAACUGAUGGAAUGAUCCUCUGUGGAAGGAGAAACUGGGAUGGAAGUGGUGGCAAUAAUCAUGCUAUUGAACACUACAAAGAGACGAACUAUCCUCUUGCUGCAAAACUUGGAACUAUAACUGCUGAUUUGGAAGGAGCAGAUGUUUUCUCAUACCCAGAAGAUGAUAGCGUUGAGGAUCCUUUAUUGGCUCAACACUUGGCAUUUUUUGGCAUCGACUUUUCAUCACUUCAAAAGACUGAAAUGACAACUGCUGAAAGAGAACUGGAUCAGAACACAAAUUUUGACUGGAACCGGAUACAAGAAAGUGGGCAGGAAGUGGAACUUUUGUUUGGACCGGGUUAUACUGGACUUGUCAAUCUUGGGAAUAGCUGCUAUAUGGCAUCAGUCAUGCAAGUGGUUUUCUCAACCCAUUCUUUCAUUUCACGGUAUUAUGAGAAACAGAGUUUGAAAAUGACAUUUGAGAUGGCUCCUGCUGAUCCAACACUGGACUUGAAUACACAAUUGACUAAACUGGCAUAUGGUCUGCUGUCCGGUAAAUACUCUUUGCCAGCUCAAGAGAAGCAGGAAGGGAUUCCGCCUCGUAUGUUUAAAACAGUUAUUGCUGCUAAUCAUCCAGAGUUUUCAAGUAUGAGGCAACAGGAUGCCUUGGAGUUUUUCCAACAUUUGCUUGACCAAGUUGAACGGGCCAAUGCUGCAAAACCUGAAUUGGACCCCACAAGGAGUUUUAAGUUUAUUAUUGAGGAGCGGCUGCAGUGUCCAUCUGGAAAAGUUGCUUACAAUAAAAGAACUGACAACAUUAUUUCUUUGAUUAUACCAUUACAUGAAGCUACUAAUAAAGAGCAGCUAGAAGCAUUUCACAAGAUGAAAGCUGAAAGGAACUUGGAAGGCAAGGAAAUCAGAGCUAGCGAUGAAAUUAUACGACCAAGAGUGCCCUUGGAGGCAUGCUUAGCAAGUUUUUCAGCUCCUGAGGAGGUGCAUGGUUUUUACAGCACUGCAUUAAAUGCUAAGACAACAGCAAUCAAGGCGGUCUUUUGGUCUUCUUUGAUGCUUCUGUUACAUUGUAUUGGUGCUUGUGUUGGCUUGAUCACAAAUUUCCCUAUUAUCACCUUCAGCGGAGCUCCUGAAAAGAACUGUCAAGGCGCAGUUAUCCAUCUAAUAUCUGUUAUUCUACAAGGAGAUGUUAAGACUGCUGGUUUGACUACAUUUCCUGAUUACCUGGUGCUGCAUAUGCGUAAAUUUGUGAUGGAGGAAGGCUGGGUACCAAAGAAACUUGAUGUAUACAUAGACGUGCCCGAUAUAAUUGAUAUUACGCACAUCCGCAGCAAAGGCCUGCAACCAGGAGAAGAAUUACUGCCAGAUACAGAUUCCAGUGGUGAAAAGAUGGAACCUACCCAUCUUGCUGCAAAUGAGGAUAUUGUUUCAAUACUUUCAGGCAUGGGCUUCAAUUGUCUUCAUUGUCAGAAAGCUGCCAUUAACACCUCAAAUUCUGGAGUUGAAGAAGCAAUGAAUUGGUUGCUGUCUCACAUGAAUGAUCCAGAUAUUGAUGAUCCAAUUUCUAAUGAUUCGCAAAUUGUGGAGCUUAUGUCUAUUGAUGAAGCAAGUGUUGAAACUUUGAUAUCAUUUGGAUUUCAAGAAGAGGUUGCUCGAAAAGCAUUGAAGGCCUCUGGUGGGAACAUUGAGAAGGCCACAGAUUGGAUAUUUAACCACCCAGAAGUUUCCAGCGCAGUUCAUAUGAAUGCUACAUCAAGCAGCAUGCAAGCUGGUGAUCCAGGAGUUCCAGAUGGAAGUGGCAGAUACAAGCUAAUGGCACUGGUUAGCCACAUAGGCACCUCCACUCAAUGUGGGCACUAUGUGGCUCAUGUAUAUAAAGAUGGAAGAUGGGUAAUCUUCAACGACAGCAAGGUUGGUGCAUCAGUUGACCCACCUAAGGACAUGGGGUACCUCUAUUUUUUUGAGAGGAUAGACAGCUAAACCAAACAAAUUGACUGCUGGAAAUCUUGAAGCAGCCAAACUCUCAGCGACAGUACAGGAGAGAGUCAGUUAAAGUUACAGGGUUCAGACUUGCUGCUUGUUGUGACGGUUACAUCUGCUGUUAAAUUCUGAAUAUAGAUGCUACCUGCCUUUGUUGAUCCUGUCCUAUCCUGAUGCAACUGAGGAAAAACAAUCAUUGCAUUGGUUUAAUGGAAAGGAAGUCAAUUGACACAAAUUACGGACUACAUUUUCUUGGAGAGAGGAUGAUUGGGGUAGGUGGAUGUGGUGAAGAAACAUUCUCUCUACUGUUCUGAUAGCCCAAGGAAUCAACCAUAUAUCAGUUGCUACAAAGUGUGUCUUGCAAUAAGAGGCUUUUAUCAAUGUCCUGGACUGGACUAUACUAACGCAUUUAGUCCCAUGAUCAACUCCACAACUAUUUAUUUGAUUCUCAGUAUUGCUUUCUCUUGAGAAGACCAUUUAUGGUUUGAAGCAGACACCUAAAGCAUAGUACAAGGAGCUCAGUAAUUUAAUCAUCAUCGGCAAUGACUCUCAUUUUAUUUUCCAGAUUAUUAACACUUUGUCUCACAUCGAAGAUCUUAACUUUUUGUAUUAUUUCUUCGGAAAAGAAGUUGUUCCUACAUUCACAGAUCUUUUCUUGUCUCAGCACAAAUAUAUUCGGGAUCUCUUUUAAGUGUUGUCACAUGGCCUAUGUAGAGGCUGUCACUAUUACUAUCUCUGCCAUUAAUAUUGUCAGGCU
Elaeis guineensis (African oil palm) is the source of this 3519-nucleotide messenger RNA. Its product is annotated as ubiquitin carboxyl-terminal hydrolase 14. Gene Ontology annotation, molecular function: cysteine-type deubiquitinase activity; protein binding; zinc ion binding. The record is from RefSeq and is a predicted model, not a curated record. Gene Ontology annotation, biological process: protein deubiquitination. Lineage: Eukaryota; Viridiplantae; Streptophyta; Magnoliopsida; Arecales; Arecaceae.